AAUUGUAUAUAGAGUAUAGACACAUUGAAAAUUAAACUCUGAAACAGUUGAAACUUUGAUUUUAAGAGAAAAUAAACAAGUCAAGUCUUCGUUUGUGACUUAUUUCUUGGUUUUAAAAUUGUUGGUCAAAGAAGUUAAGAGGUUGUCUUGAGUUGGUCAAAAUUGGUGACUCUUACUAGUUCACUUCACGCGGAAACAAACAGUCAUCUUUUGUGCACACAUUAUUCUUGUGAGAUAUAGUAGAAGAUUAUUAUUAUGAAUAAUGUGAAUGUGAUAUUUUCACUUUUUGUUUAAUUUGUAAGGAUUAUUUUAUCAUUGAUUGAUGGAAUACGAGUUGUGUGCACUAACGAAAAAAAAAUAAGAGAGUUUAAGUGCAAACAUAACAAAUUAAGAUUUAAGAAAAAGUCAAUGAUAUUCGGGGGGAAAAAGAUAAGAUUCUUAAGAUGGAAUCCGAUCCGACAAACACAUAACAACUUAAAUGUCGGAAUAAUAGCAACUCCACUCUUCCUUUAAAAAAUACUAAAGGCAAACAAAUGACGACAAAAAGGGUAGGAAUUGUCUUUUCUAAACGACACCGACUUGUCCAAACUGUUCGCCUGAAAAUUUAAGAACCGGUGAUUAACAAUGAACGCUUCUGACCGGGUUCGUCGUAUGGGUUUCUCUAGAAGCCUGCAGGUUUUACCGGUUCGGGCCGAAUAAUGUAGACCCGCAGCUCUGAAAGUUGGCCCUUAAAACCUAUGGGCCUAAUAAGCCCACAAGCUUUUUUUUUUUUUUUGCUUUUUUUAUUUAUAUGUUGUUGUUAUUUAAGGCCUUAAGGGUGAAUAUGUGAUCCUCUUUGCAUUUACAACACAACAAGCAAAGACAUGUUUGGAAAUUUAUUGCUCUUCGUCUCUAUGAACUAUGAUUAUCUGUUCAUAAUCAAGCUGUUGUAAGUAUGAAAUGCUAUUGAUGUGGUUCUAUACACAUGAUCUCACGAUUCUAUCCAAAAAAAAAUCCACUGAAGUGUGUGGUAUUGAAGUCUGUUUCUCUAUAGACGACGUUGUUGCGGACGGUCAUUAGAGUACUUGUUUCUUGGAGAGGAAGAAAGCUUUAAAAUUUGGUUUAAGAGUUUGAGAAUGAGAGGAUGUGAUUGUAUUUACCCAAAAAUAGUUCCUCUAUUCACGUUCCCUCCCAUUAUUCAACAUUCUUAUGCAUGAAUUGAAUUUGGUAAUGUCAUGACAAGUUCAGGCGUCUCACUAACAAAAACGUCUAUUAAUUUAUUAUUUUUAAUUACAAUAAUAUUCUUUUCUCUGUUUAAUCCAUUAUUAUGGCCAAAAACACAAAAUAGUAAAUGGAAGGGCCAAAAAAAAAAAAAAAACUUUCAAAAUUUGGUUCAUAUGAGAAAGUUCCGCAAUCAUCUCCUUUUUUUUGCAAAACAAAACAGCUCGUCGAUUCUCUUCUCUUCUUCCUCAAAUUCUCUUUCACAUUUUCCAGAUGGAUCUCUCUUUUGAUCCUUCGUUAUCCCAACAAUCCCACUCCCUCGCUUAUGUUUGAUCCAUACAUUGAUUUCAUGUUGUGUCUGUAAAUCUCUCGUUUCCUAGCUUGUUCGAAUCUUGGCGUAAGAGAGAGAGAGAGAGAGAGAGAGAGAGAGAGAGAGAAAGAUCGAUGGGGGUCGUAUCAAGAACCGUGUUCCCUGUCUGCGAAAGCUUGUGUUGCUUUUGUCCGGCUUUGCGAGCCAGAUCGAGACAUCCCGUCAAGAGAUAUAAACAUCUUCUCGCUGAUAUCUUCCCUCGAUCCCAGGAUGAGCAACCUAAUGAUAGAAAAAUCGGUAAAUUAUGCGAAUAUGCUGCGAAAAACCCUCUUCGUAUCCCUAAGAUCACAACCUAUCUCGAACAAAGGUGUUACAAGGAAUUGAGAAUGGAGCAAUUUCACUCUGUAAAGAUUGUUAUGUCUAUCUACAAGAAGCUCUUGGUUUCAUGUAAUGAACAAAUGUCGUUGUUUGCUAGUAGCUAUCUUGGCCUCAUUCAUAUUCUUCUAGAUCAAAAUAGGUAUGAUGAGAUGCGCAUCUUAGGUUGUGAAGCUCUCUAUGAUUUUGUUACCAAUCAGGCAGAGGGCACCUACAUGUUUAACUUAGAUGGAUUGAUCCCAAAAAUCUGUCCUUUAGCUCAUGAAUUGGGAGAAGAAGAUAGGACAACAAAUUUGUGUGCUGCUGGCCUCCAGGCCCUCUCCUCCAUGGUUUGGUUUAUGGGAGAAUUUUCACAUAUAUCAGUUGAAUUUGACAAUGUAGUCUCUGUUGUCUUAGAAAAUUAUGGAGGCCUUAGUCAACCCUCCACUUCAGCAGUCAAUGAAGACAACAAGAUUGCUUCUAUUGAUAAAGAACUAUCUCCUGCGGAAGCUGAAACAAGAAUUGCUUCUUGGACAAGAAUCGUGGAUGACAGAGGCAAGGCAAUUGUAUCUGUGGAGGAUGCUAAAAACCCCAAGUUUUGGUCGAGGGUUUGUCUGCAUAAUCUGGCAAAGUUAGCAAAAGAAGCAACAACUGUGCGACGUGUACUCGAGUCACUCUUUCGUUAUUUUGAUUUUAAUGAAGUUUGGUCCACAGAGAACGGUCUUGCUUUAUAUGUGCUUCAGGACGUUCAGUUGCUGAUAGAAAGAUCUGGGCAAAACACACAUUUCCUGUUGUCCAUCCUGAUCAAGCAUCUUGAUCACAAGAAUGUUUUAAAGAAGCCUAGAAUGCAACUUGAUAUAGUGUAUGUUGCUACUGCACUUGCUCAACAGACUAAAGUUCUUCCAUCUGUGGCAAUCAUUGGUGCCCUGAGUGAUAUGAUUAGGCAUCUAAGGAAGAGCAUCCAUUGUUCAUUAGAUGAUUCGAAUCUAGGGAAUGAGAUGAUUCAGUAUAACCUGAAAUUCGAAGCUGCUGUUGAACAAUGCCUCGUGCAAUUAUCCCAAAAGGUAGGAGAUGCAGGUCCUAUUCUUGACAUAAUGGCUGUCAUGUUGGAAAGCAUGUCAAAUAUUACAGUCAUGGCAAGAACCUUAAUCGCCGCUGUUUUCCGCACAGCACAAAUUAUAGCAGCUAUACCAAAUUUAUCAUAUGAAAACAAGGCUUUUCCAGAUGCACUUUUCCAUCAACUGCUUCAAGCUAUGGUCUGUGCUGACCAUGAAUCGAGGAUGGGGGCUCACCGUAUAUUUUCUGUUGUUCUGGUCCCAUCUUCUGUUUCUCCAAGUUCAGUUCCCAACUCUAGAAGACCUGCUGAUAUGCAGAGGACAUUGUCAAGAACUGUGUCUGUGUUUUCUUCUUCAGCUGCACUCUUUAGAAAACUGAAGUUGGAGUCAGAUAAUUCUGUUGAUGAUACUGCGAAGAUUGAGAGAGUUUCAACACUUAGCAGGUCAACUUCAAUAUUCACAAGAGGUGAAAGUUUUGACGACGAAGAGCCAAAGAACAAUACUAGCUCAGUACUGAGCCGGUUAAAGUCAAGUUACAGCCGAUCUCAGAGUGUGAAAAGGAACCCGUCUUCGAUGGUGUCAGAUCAGAAUUCUUCUGGAAGUUCACCAGAGAAACCAGUGAUACCUUUAAGAUUAAGCAGCCACCAAAUUUGCCUUUUGCUUUCAUCGAUUUGGGUGCAGUCUUUAUCUCCUCACAACAUGCCACAAAAUUAUGAAGCCAUUGCUAAUACAUUUAGCUUAGUACUUCUAUUUGGCCGGACUAAGCACUCUAGCAAUGAAGUCUUGGUCUGGAGCUUUCAGCUAGCAUUUUCUUUGCGGAAUCUCUCUCUUGGAGGACCGUUGCAGCCAUCACGGCGUAGAUCCCUCUUUACUCUGGCUACAUCCAUGAUUAUUUUCUCAGCAAAAGCCUUCAACAUCCCUCCUCUUGUUAAUAGCGCAAAAACCUCACUACAGGAAAAAACGGUAGACCCGUUUCUUCAAUUGGUGGAAGAUUGCAAGCUAGAUGCUGUUUUCUAUGGACAAGCAGAGCAACCAGCAAAGAAUUAUGGAUCAAAAGAAGACGAUGAUGACGCCUUACAGUCACUUUUUGUGAUAGAAGAAACUACACAAAAUCAACCUCGAGAGCAUUACGCUUCCAUGAUAAUGAAGUUUCUGGGAAAACUAUCAGAUCAAGAAUCAACGGCUAUAAAGGAGCAGCUAGUUUCAGAUUUUAUACCUAUCGAUGGCUGUCCUGUUGGAACGCAGUUGACAGAAUCUCCAGUUCAAGUUUACCGUUCUGAAGAAAAAAACAACAAACCUCGAGAAAAUGCUGAAACUCAAUUGCUUAUACCGGAGAAUGAUGCAGUGCCGAGUCCUCCAGAAGAACAUCUUGGUCUUGACACACAACCUAAUGCCAAAACCGCAUUUCUUCUGAGCAUCGAUGAACUUCUAAAUGCAGUGUCUCAGACAACAGCACAAUUAGGGAGAUACUCAGUGUCUGAUCCACCAGACAUGACAUACACAGAAAUGGCAGGACAUUGUGAGGCUCUUCUCAUGGGAAAGCAAGAGAAGAUGUCUUUCAUGUCUGCAAAAAGCAACAAAUUCAGCAGCCAAACCAAGGAAGCUACUGCUUUGCCUUGUAGUGGUGGGAAUCCGUUUGUGGAGCAGCGGAGCUCGUGGGAGAUGAUGGGUUUGGGUGCACCGGCGGCUUCAAAUAUGUGCGUCACAGAGUAUCAAAACCAUCCUCCUUUCUUCAAUCCUCCUGCCUCUACUCCUUUUGACAACUUCCUUAAAGCCAAGCCGUUGGUUCCUCUUGAUUAGUUAGUUGUUCUUUUUAUCCCAGUUUUUAUAUUCCACAUGUGUUUUUCCCUCUUCAAUACUUACUGUACACAUUAUUGAAUAAUUUAUUACGUCGAAAAAAUGCAAGCAGUAAUUUCUUUAUAGUGAAUGAGAAGGUUCCUUAACAAAA
Messenger RNA from Arabidopsis lyrata subsp. lyrata, 4867 nucleotides. RefSeq lists its product as uncharacterized. Bases 1645 to 4719 code for a protein of 1024 amino acids. Lineage: Eukaryota; Viridiplantae; Streptophyta; Magnoliopsida; Brassicales; Brassicaceae. The transcript has 18 exons. The record is from RefSeq and is a predicted model, not a curated record.